This is a messenger RNA of Drosophila subpulchrella, 1433 nucleotides long. RefSeq names its product translation initiation factor IF-2 (gene Rsbp15). Gene Ontology annotation, molecular function: protein binding. NCBI's taxonomy places the organism in Eukaryota, Metazoa, Arthropoda, Insecta, Diptera, Drosophilidae. The record is from RefSeq and is a predicted model, not a curated record. The transcript has 4 exons. Bases 69 to 1352 code for a protein of 427 amino acids.
UCUUACAUUCUCCCCAGAACAACAGCUUGACUAAUCAAAAUUGUACAUUAUAUUUCUAAAAAAUCAAGAUGAAUUACCUGAUUCAACGCGGAAAAAUGCGCCAACAGGCGAUAAAUGUACCGGAGGGUCUGCCGGAACUUCUAUCUGAUAUUACCCGGGAGGUUCUACGAUGUCAACCGAGGAAGGAGUGUCUCUGCCAAUUCAUCAUUGACUAUCUGCACUCUGUGAUUGUGACCAGGGAAAAGGCACUGGUGGCCAAGACCAUUUUGGACAGGGCUCUGCGACAGGUGGACAGCAUAAUAUCGGACCUCUGUGUCUGCGAUCUGUCCAAGGAGAAGUCCGAGUUGAUGGGCCAGGUUUUGGAGGACUGUUUCCGCAACUUCCUUGAGAAACGGCGCUGCGAGAUGAGGCGCGGAAAGCAGACUAUAAACUUCGAGGACGUCGAUAUCCUGGAGGAGCUGCUGCUGAAGUGCAAGUUCUCCGACGAGGAGCUCAUCAUGUCACGGCCGGCCAUCGAGAGUGCCUACAAGCGCUUCAUGGAGGCCUACAUGUCAGCGGAUCGUGGUGCCGAUGGAACCGAGUUGCUGUACCAGUACUUCCGCGAUCGGGAGCUGAAGAGGAUUAAUGAGGCGAUGCGUCAACAGGCGGCCAUCACCAUUCAGGCUGCCUGGCGUGGCUUUUGGGUCCGUCACCAGUUUCCCCAGGAAGUGUGCGUCUGCGUCUGCGCGGCGGAGAAGGAGGACGACGAGGAGGAGAAUCGCAGGCAAGCGGCAGCAAGCGUUCUUCAACGAUUCUUCCGCAAGGUUAUGCUACGCGUUGCGACGAAACCCAUCGCAGAUCCUUGUGCGGAUCCCACGGAUGUUACGGAAGUUACGGCAGCGACCCCUUCACCGGAAACAGCUAAGAGUGCAUAUGAUGAUGUCACUGUUGUGACGACAGCGGCGGCAACUGCUGCGGGAACUGCCGCCCCAAGUGUUCCUCCGACUGCUCCGGCAACUGCGCCUGCUACUGCGCCUGCUACUGCUCCAGCAACUGCUCCUGGAACUGCUCCUGGAACUGCUCCGGCCACGGCUCGACCGUCGGACACAGCUUUGGCAGAGCCUGCGGAACAGGCUGCUGAAGCUCCUCCACCGGAGGCGGCAGCAGAAGCUCCCGUGGAGGCGGCACCACCUGCAGAACCCGAAGAGGCUGCACCUCCUGCCGAAGAGUCUGCACCACCAGCCGCCGAGGAGGCUGCACCACCUCCCGCUGAAGAGGAUGCCCCACCAGCCGCUGAAGAGUCAGCUCCUCCACCCGCCGAGGAGGCCGCACCACCAGCUGAAGAAGCCCCCGCCGAAGAAGCCGCCGAGUAGAUGAAACCAUAUAUUCGUUUUUAGUUUUCCCUUAAUUGUUAAACAGAUUUUGCCUGCAUGUAAAUAAACCGAUCAGUAGAA